Pieris rapae (cabbage white) is the source of this 3435-nucleotide messenger RNA. RefSeq lists its product as uncharacterized. The record is from RefSeq and is a predicted model, not a curated record. The coding region runs from base 374 to 1636 and encodes 420 amino acids. Lineage: Eukaryota; Metazoa; Arthropoda; Insecta; Lepidoptera; Pieridae. The transcript has a single exon.
ACCUGUCAUGUCCAUUCAUGUCAUUUUGUAACAAAAAAUUAAAUUCCUAAGUUUGUUGUGGAGGAGAGCGAGAGGGGAAGUUGUUAUUUGUUAGUUGUUACUUGCACGCUAGAUUCAUACCGCAAGCAAGGUACUAGUUCGUAAUAAUUAAUUAUGUAGAUUAUCAAUCCUAUUGUUCACAUUGUACCUACUGUGAAACAUUAUACGAAAUAACUUUUUCUCAUGGACGGGGAAGAAAGUUACUUGUGAAAGGUGUAUAAUAAAUUGAAUCGUCAUCAAUUUGGAAUACAUACUAUGAGUUGAAAGAAAAUAUUAUAUUAAUUAAAAUUUAUUAAAUCUAUUUUUUGUUAUUAUACGGUGAACUUUAAACUCUAUGUCUGGAUUUCAAACUCGUGAUACGAUGCCUAAGGUAGGGCAUGUAACUGACCUCCGUGAGCAGUGGUUGGUGCGUGCUGAUGGUGCAUUGGCACAUCGUCUUCAAGAUCGUGAGAUCUCAUCGCAUCUUUGUGAGAACAGGUAUCGUAAUCAGCAAAUACGAGAAGACUUUCCUGUAGCACUCAGUGAACAACAAGAUAUUGAACAUGAGGUGAAAAUGCGCGAAUUAUCACGUCGCAGACAAGCCGAAAUAGAUGCUGAGAUCGCGCGUGAGAUGGCGGAGAUUAAUAUUCGAAAACAAAGGCGUGAACGUCAAACUAUAGGAAUAACUCAACCAAGUUCUUCAAAAAUUCCUCCAACUAUUUCAGAUAUCAACCUUGAUGAGCUUGGUCUGCCUCCCUCAGAACUUGAAGAAAUGCGAAGACGUAUUGAGCAAGAGGAAUAUGAUGCCCGACUUGCCAGACAAUUGAGCCAUGAAGUGGAUGGUCAAGAAGCCCUCCUUGCUGAUAUGAGAUGUGCAGUGGAGGCUCAAGAUGGUGAACUAGCUCGUUUGCUGCAAGAAAGGGAAUACAAAAAAUUACAAAGGGCAAAAGAAAAAGCUAGACAAAAAGCUUUGUUGAAAAAGCAGCAAAGACUAGCUCAAGAUGUUCUUCCUGAACCCUCAGAAACUACACUGUGUGAUGCUUACUGUAAUCCAAGAGACAUGAUUCGUCAAAAUGGCUUAAGACUUUGUAAAUCUGUUGAUUCUGACCUGAACUAUGUUGAGCCAUUUGAAAAAGAGUGUAUACAGUCAAAAGCCAGUGCACUACAAACUCAUGAGUUGUCUAAACAAUACUAUGCACAAGAAGCCGGGACUAGCUCAAAUAUUAAUGUAUCACAAUCUCAUUCAAGAUCAUUUGAGGCUAAAACUAAUUCAAAUACACCACUUCAUCAUAGGCACCCACCACCUCCACCAUCCACAAGUAAGAAGCCAAGAUUUCCUGACCCAGUAAGUAUACGCCCAGCUUCUCACUAUCCAACUGAUAAUAUUGAAUCUUAUGAUGUAAAUACAUCUAUAGUGCACAGUGUAAGUGAAAAUAACAACUUAAACAGUUCUUCAUUUUCUUCUGAUAAUAUACAACCACCUCGACUAGCUUAUGAUAAAGGUGACCCAACUAAAAGGCUGUCAGUCAUAUCUGAUAUUACUGCAGAAGGUCUUGCAAAGAAGAAGAGCAAGCAAGCUGAUUUACACAAGAAACGUCGUGGUUGUAAAAUUCAAUAAUUCUUUUUGUGCAUUUCUAUCAUAAUAUGUAAUUUUGCAGACCAUUUUCAUUUAAUCUCAUUGAAUUGUUGAUUUUGUAUUGGAUAUUUAUAGAAGCAAAGAUUUUCCUGGUUUGGUUAUAAGUUGUAACUUUCCUUUGAUUAUUAUUUUUAUAAAGAUAUUGCUUUAAAAAAACUCUGAUAUAGAAACAAUUUAUUUAUAUAAUAUGCUGUUGAUUACAUUCAGACAUAUUAUAACCAAGUCUGGCAUGUAAAUUCAGUUGUUCUAUUGUGUAAGUACCUGCAAACCAAUGAGCCAUUAUAAGCCUUCAAGAAUGUGCCUUAGCAUAGUGUUUAUAACACAUAUAUAUAUAUUUUUUUUAAUUUAGAGACAGGUAAAAAAGGUAUUUAGGGUAAAGGUAACACUCUAAUCUAUAAUAGUAAGUAAAGGUUAUGGAAAAGACAUAAUGGACCUUUUCACUCAAUUUAAUGUACAUUCCAAAUGUGUGAUUUAUUUCUAACAAAAUCUUAUACUUAUAAUGUUCCACAGUCUAUUUUUGAUUGAACAUAAUUUUUAAGUAGUAAGUCUUUAAGUACCAUAAGUUAAAAUAAUUAUAUACACUGCUAUAAGUGCUCAAUUAUAAUAUAAUCUAUUUAAAUAUAACUUCAUUUAGAUAUUCAAAUUAAUGUGUGAAUCUUUUAAUUAGUAUAUGUAAAAGACUGAUUGCUAUAUUCAAUUACUCAAUAUUUUUGUCCAAUCUCUUUUGAAAUCUGAAAUAAUAUAAAGUUUUAUUUUAACAAUGAAAAGUUAAGUUAACUAAUAAGUUAAGUAUUGUUUUAUUUUUACCUGAGAAAGGUGCUUUAAUUUUUAUAAUUUAAUUUUUGUAUCCAUUUAAGCUCUCUCGAAUUUAUCUAACUGUAAGUUUAUAAAGUAUUUUUUUAAGAAAUAUAAUAAGCUUUAAAUGGCAAUUUAUGGCCUUAAAUGUGCCUUACGAAACAGAACCAAACACUUAUGUAUUAUGUGUUUUAAAUACAGUAUUUAAAACAAAUGGUGUAAUUUUAAUUCUCAAAUUUUAUUGUUAAGUUGAAUUAAGUUUAAACAGCCCAUGGUAUUCUUAAAUAUGAAAACAAGUAAAUAUUUUGUCAUUAUUAUAUAAAUGUAUAGGUCUCCUCAGAAACAAAUUUUAAAAGAAAACUAAAUUUGUUUAGUUAGACAUAAUUGUGAAAUGUAACCCAUCAUAAUUCACCUGUGUGUAUUUUCAUGUAAUUAUGUGGUACUGGUGUAAACAGAAGACAAUAUAGAAUAAUUAUUAAAGAUAUUUGUAACUAACAUUUAAGCACCCAACACGUAUAUUUUGUUUGCCCAGGUUAAGUCAACUCUGUUCCGUGCCUAUUUCCAACUAGCAGUAGAACUAUGCAAAAAUGAAUACUUUAUAUGAUAAAAGUAAAUUAAUUAUCCUAUAAUUUGAUCAAUUAACAAAACAAGUAAAAUGCUUUGAAUCUGGAAAAUUUGUUUGGGAAAUAAAAACCUUGCCAGGGCUGCUAGUUACUCUAAUAAUUUAUUUGUGAAAUAAUCUUUUUUUUUGUAAUGCGAUGUUACAGAAUAGUUGUUUGAAAGACUAAUUUUGAAAUCUGCAUCAAUACCAUUAAUGGUAGGUAUCCUUACUCAUACAUCAAAUUACUCUAAAAUCAAAAUUAGUUGGUACUAAUAAAUGAGGACUUUUGAUGACCUUAAUCUAAAUGAUGCCUUUCAUAGUGUGUGUUGUUUAUACCUUUAUAUGAAUAUGCUUUUAAUUAAUAAAACACAUUAAAUUACCAAUA